Messenger RNA from Papilio machaon (common yellow swallowtail), 602 nucleotides. Its product is annotated as RNA exonuclease 4. Bases 56 to 538 code for a protein of 160 amino acids. The record is from RefSeq and is a predicted model, not a curated record. NCBI's taxonomy places the organism in Eukaryota, Metazoa, Arthropoda, Insecta, Lepidoptera, Papilionidae. The transcript is spliced from 2 exons. Gene Ontology annotation, molecular function: 3'-5' exonuclease activity; nucleic acid binding. Gene Ontology annotation, cellular component: nucleus. Gene Ontology annotation, biological process: rRNA processing.
AGGCGUCGUCUCGAAGUAUAAAGUCGUUUUAAAAGUUACUUUUGAAGCCGUUAUUAUGAGUAAUUAUAUUGCAUUGGAUUGUGAGAUGGUUGGAAGUGGCAACCGAAGUUUACUAGCAAGGGUAUCAUUGGUUAACAACUACGGUUCCCUCGUAUACGAUAAAUACGUAAAACCGACUCAACAAGUAACGGAUUACCGUACUUUUGUAAGCGGUAUAAAACAACAUCAUUUGUCGUCAGGAGAAAAUUUUAAUACUGUUCAAAGGGAAGUGCAGAAUAUGAUACGUGGCAAAAUUUUAGUUGGCCAUUCAUUACAUUUCGACCUUGCAGCAUUAGGUCUGACGCACCCGGAGAGAGAUAUAAGAGAUAUCGCUAAAUAUGAGCCAUUUAAGAAGCUUAACAAUGGGAACACUCCAUCGCUACAGUUGUUGGCUCAACAUUAUCUCGGUCAGAACAUUCAGUCCGGGGAACAUGACUCUGCUGAAGAUGCCAAGGUCGCUAUGAGAGUGUACCAAAAAGUGGCUAAUAACUGGCCGUAAUAAUUAAAAAAAUAAUUUACAUCAACGACUUGAUUCUUUGUAAUAAUCUUUUUUAAUAAAUGAC